UGGACUGAAAUACGCCAUCUUUGUCACAUGUUCAUUUUUCCAUCUCACAUGACCUGUUGUUUGGCCCCGUGAUCAAGCUUGCUUUAUUUCCUGGCAAAUUCAAACAUCCACCAAAAAGCCACAUGGAUAUGUUAGAUCAGGCACUCGAAUCAAGAUUGGUGCAUUCUGAUAACUUGCAGAGCUUCAGACCAAUUCACGAUAAAGGAGCUGACUCUCCCAACUCAGAUGACCAAGUACAGUUGUCAGGGGAAACAACAGAGGAACAGGCGGCAGCUAUUGCCAGUGUGGCAGCCAAUCAGGGCACUCUGACCCUUGACCCCAAUGUACAGUAUCAGUUCCGUGCCGACAACACACAAGAUCUGAAUCUUGCAGGUCAGGUCACGUAUCGGGUCGUGCAGGUGUCCCAAGAUGGCCAGGAGGCCACAGCGCAGGUCGUCACUACUUCAGCAUUUCCAACAUCACAGGUGGCACAGACUGUCAUACAGAGCCCUUUCAAUGGAGGGAGCCCGACGCCAGACAAUCAGGAGGCAAGGUUUGCAUACUUUGCAGGAUCGGGGGAACCAGUGAAUGCCGUCAGCACACAAGGGGAUGCUGUUGCUGGGGCAACAGCUAUUGGACCAGUGUCAGCAGCUGGAGCAGCUGGCCAGUUCUACGUGAUGAUGUCCCCUCAGGAUGUGCUACAGGGGCAGCGGAACAUCACCCCCCGAACAACCUUCAGCCCUAAGAUGGAAGGCCGGUCAACACGUGAUGACCGCAGGAGGGCCACUCAUAAUGAGGUUGAACGACGUCGCAGGGACAAGAUUAACAACUGGAUAGUUCAACUGUCGAAGCAGGUCCCUGACUGUGCCCAGGAACACACCAAGUCAGGCCAAGUGUCAGCAAGUAGCAAGGGAGGAAUCCUAGCCAAGGCAUGUGAUUAUAUACAGGAGCUCCGCUCAGGCAAUCAGAGAAUGGCGGAGAGUUUAAAAGAAACUGAUAGAAUAACUAUAGAUAAUGAACUACUUCGACAACAGUGCGAGGAGCUUAAACAGGAAAAUCAUUUACUACGUACACAGCUUCAGCAGCACGGGAUUGUGCCUCAAGAUUUGGCUGGGAACCCGACAUAGGCACUUGUCAUGUGCUUGUUAUUUGUUGUUGUUCAUGGUGGUCCAAAACUGUACAAACUUCGGUGAUGAUGUCACCAGUUCUGUGUGUGUAUAUAAGUGAUCGACAAUAUGACAGAAAACUGACUGCGUGAAACAGACAAACAAAUCAGAUGAGUUUUUCUGAAUCUUAAUUUUGGGAAAUCCAUCUCAUAUAUUUAUUUUUGUGGUUUUUAGAAAUGGAAUCGUCUGGUGUUACAAUGUUCAGUCAAGGGAUGAUUUGUGUGCUAUGAAAAAGUUGCAAUCAUGCAUUUUCUGCCCCAUCGUGGUCACGUGACUGAGGACACACUGAAGGAGAACGUGACUGUGAACGUAAUCGUCAAGUGACCUACAUAUAUGUUUGUUCCAACAGUUCCUUAUGUCAUGGUUGCAUCUCAGCAAAGAUACAAAGUCUACAUCCAUCAUAAUGGUUGUGGAGACAGAAAAACCGUCUGCUACAGAAGGGAGCUAUUCUUUUGCCAUAGCAUGUCCUGUUUUGCGUGAUCAGCAGUCGUUACAAUCAGAGAAUUUUCAUGGACCAGGACAUGGCUGAAGACAACUUAGGCUGAUGCACUUCCAGAUGGAAUAGAUUCCCAAGCAUCUCUUCGUCAGAUGUGAAAUUUGUUAUUUGCACUGUAAUAUUCAUUACUAUCCCUGGGGAUUAUUGUUGAUUUCAUUCAACAAUUAGGGCUGGAUAUCAAUAUAUAUCAUAGAGAUUGAUAAUCUUUAAGUAGUUAAUGAUGUACAGGGGUUCAAAAAUCCCAUUGCCCGACGCCCGGGACAAGUCAGUUUUCAUUUCGGGCAAUCAAAUAAUGGUAUCUUACUUGUCCGUG
Haliotis rubra (blacklip abalone) is the source of this 1954-nucleotide messenger RNA. Its product is annotated as upstream stimulatory factor 2-like. The transcript is spliced from 9 exons. Gene Ontology annotation, biological process: regulation of transcription by RNA polymerase II. NCBI's taxonomy places the organism in Eukaryota, Metazoa, Mollusca, Gastropoda, Lepetellida, Haliotidae. The record is from RefSeq and is a predicted model, not a curated record. Bases 123 to 1106 code for a protein of 327 amino acids. Gene Ontology annotation, molecular function: RNA polymerase II cis-regulatory region sequence-specific DNA binding; protein dimerization activity; DNA-binding transcription factor activity, RNA polymerase II-specific.